CAUUGCAGGCAUCUUUUCCACAAGUCCUGUGUUGACCCCUGGCUUCUAGACCAUCGCACCUGUCCCAUGUGCAAGAUGAACAUUCUUAAAGCCCUAGGGAUCCCGCCCAAUGCCGACUGCAUGGACGACUUGCCCACCGACUAUGAAGGAUCUCUGGGAGGUCCACCAGCCAGUCAGAUCACUGGUGCCAGCGACACUACUGUGAACGAAAGCUCAGUCACUCUGGGCCCUGCUGUCCGGACUGUGGGAGCCCUGCAGGUGGUCUGGGACACAGAUCCCCCACCGCAGGAGGGAGAAGCCAUCUUUACUACCAACAGUGAGCAGGAGCCAGCAGUAAGCAGUGAUUCUGACAUCUCGCUGAUUAUGGCAAUGGAGGUUGGACUGUCUGAUGUAGAACUUUCCACUGAUCAAGACUGUGAAGAGGGCUGGGCACUAAGAGUCCUUUUCGCAAUGGCAGUUAAAAGGAGGUGGAAAGGCUGCCCUGCAGGAAGUCAGGAAAAAGGAUAGCAGGAUGUGACCGUGGAUGCUCUCCCCGAAUCAAUGCUGGCUCCCUAGGUUUAGGCUGACCCGGUUUUUCUGGGGUGGGUGUAAAUGAGUUAAACACUCAAUUGCACAAAAGGCUGGUAUUGCCUGAAAAAAUUAAUCAAGAAGCAGGCAUGCAUCUGUCAUCAUCACUCCUCUCCUUUCUCUGUGUUUCCCCCUAUCUCACAGCUCCAGGCCUUUUGUAAUAGGAACAAUAAUUUUUAAAGUCCUGCAGACUCACUCUUCUGCUGUGAGCCUUUUGAUGGCACUGUUAAGUAUCAUCCCCAAACUCAAGUGUUUCCAGAUCCUCGAUGUGGACCCUUAAUUAUCAAGCCCUUUAAUUACAAAACCUGUUUGUUCUGCAAAGAACUUGCCGGUGUCGUUUACAUCUCUCCUUACCACCAUCUGAAUUAGGCCUGCAUGGAGUGUUUCAUAUUAAAGUGACUUUUCAGGACGCUCAGUGAUCACAGACCUUCUCCUCCAUAUGCUACUAUUGACGCUUGCCCUUAAUACAGAGACAUUUGCUCUGUGGCCCCCUGAUGAAUGUGUGUUCAUUAUAAUGAUAAGGCAAAAAUCUCCAUCUCUUAAGAGGUCUGCAGGUCUAAAUGGCAAGGGAGAAAAUCUAUGGAAAAGGUAGCUCAACCUGAGUUACCCGAGUUACCCAGAGUCACUGCUUGGCAGAAUGUCUGUGGUCUUGUAUUCCUUGCUGAAGCGAGGGGCUUGGAGAAGCAGAGAAAAUAUGGGGCCCAUGUGUGCUGUAUAAACCAAAGACUGAUCACCUUCCAAAUGGACGUGUUUCUUCCAUUGAGUCAUUUGAUUUCCUUCUAAUGUUCUCACAGAUAUAAGUAAAGGUGGGUUGCCUGGUCAAAGGAAACUGAACUUUUACAGGCUUUAUCUUGCAGUCUGGUGAUGGACCUCACCAAAACCAGAAAUCUAAGACUUGUAUCAUGGCCUUAGUACCACACCAGCUUUAAAGUCUAGUGUUUUCCUUCAAAUGUCUGGGCAAGUCCUGUGCUUCAUUUAACUCAGCAUAUUAUUGUCUUGGAAGAUUUUAAAAUCUGAAGAUGUGAAGAUUUUAAACAGCCAAAGAAUUUUCAUGUGUAAGAGCUAGUUAAUUACAGUGUAUCCCACUCUUUUGGAGAAAAUACCAAACUAUUGCUUGUACAACCAGA
Manis javanica (Malayan pangolin) is the source of this 1694-nucleotide messenger RNA. Lineage: Eukaryota; Metazoa; Chordata; Mammalia; Pholidota; Manidae. The record is from RefSeq and is a predicted model, not a curated record.